AUGAGCAACCCACUGCUGAAAGUUCUUCAAAGCGAGUUGCGAUCUCUUUCCGUGGAGGCUCAACACAAAUUUCCUGUUAUAAAGGAAGCUGCUGACCGUGGAGUGAGGCAGCUACGCUCGAUUCAAGAACGCUUGGAGGAGCAGACAAUUUCUUCGGAUCAGGUUGUGCAAUAUAUCAAGAGCAGCAACGAGGAAAUCGUAAAACCAUUUCUAAUUGCAUGUGAAAGCAAAAACACUAAACUCAUCGUCAUUGCACUUUCUUCUCUACACCAAAUACUUCUUCACAAUGCAGUACCAGAGGCCGGGCUAAAUAUCAUUGUGGAAACGGUAUCACGUCUCGGGCAUCAAACAAGCACAGAAGAAUCAGUACUACUAAAAAUCUUACAACUGGUUUUGGCGAUUUUUACGGCACGAGGAGGCUAUGAAAUAAGCCAAGCCACUCUAUCCAAGUUACUAAAAUUAUGUUAUUCAUUGAAUGGAUCAAAAAGUCUCAAUGUUGACAUGACAGCAAAGGCAACGAUAAGACAAGCUACAAGUGCAAUAUUUGAAUUUCUUCGGCCCAAAACAGAAGACAAUAAUAAUGACCAAGAAAAAAUCGAUGAAGAAUCAAACUCCUUCAAAAAUUCUGUGCUUUAUUUCAAGGAUUUGUGUACAAUGAUGGACGGGGAGCCAGGUCAAUGGUUAGGAAUAUCUGGUGUUGACAAUAAUUUCACUUUAGAGCUACUGGACUCAAUUAUUGCAAAUUAUGGAAAAAUGUUCCGAAAUCUCACACAAUUUAAGAAAAUGAUUGAUCAAUUAAUUUGUCCUUACAUUUCCAACAAUUUAAGCAACAUUUUAUCCGGAACAAACUCUAUCUCAUUUUCACAUUCGUUACGAGUUUAUAAAAUCACUUGCUCCGUUUUGCACGCAUUGGGAGCAGUAUUACCGUAUGACAGCUUUUUAAUGAUGGUUUGCCUACAUUUAAAAGAAACAAUAGAGAAACCAAGUAAUAACGCUUGCAACAAGCUCCUUGCUUUGGAAGUCGUUAAAACAAUUUUCUAUGACUAUGAUCUCCUCUUGUACAUUCACAGAUACAUUACCUCUACACUCAACAUCAUUACUUCUGAAAACCAUAUUAUUGCCAAACUUGCUAGCUCAGUAACACUUUAUGUCCAACAAUUACUAAAUUAUAAUUCAACUUCCACUCCUGGCACUCCUCAAGACUUAAUUAGUGCCGAGAGAUCACCUUCUCAAAACAAUCCUGGAAUUAGUAGCUUGUCCGCAAAAUUAUCACUUGACCUUAAUCAAAAACAUACAACCAGAUUAGAUACGCUUCUAGAUAAAUCAAGUUAUACUCCUGCUUUAUCGGAAAGUGUUGGAGUAUGUCUAGAAUGCAUUUCUGGUCUUAUCAUUUCAUUGAGUACUAUGGCAGGAAUACAGAAAUUAUCGGGAGUGACGAAACGAAACGAAACCGAAGAAAAUGAAGAUGUGAGUCAUGAGUUGAUGGAAAAUAGAGCGAUUUGCUCCGUAUUUGUCGAUAUUGUAUGGGCUCCCACUUUAACUACUCUCUUUAUUUUACUUGAAGUAUGCGAUGGUGAUGAGAACAUUCAGUCAAUUUUGAGAAAUUACUUGCUAUUUACACAUACAUGCGGAGUGACUGGACUUUCAGCUCCAAGAGACGCUUUUUUAACCAAUCUUUGCAAAUUUACUCCAAAAAUCAAACUUUCAAAGCGAACAUAUUCCAGUUCAAACUUUUCUAAUACCAGUGAUCUUUUCUAUACUACCCCAGAAGUGAACACCAAUAGUGCAAGCGGCUCAGAUUCGAAUAUCAUCAAAAUGGAUGAGCUCAAUAGAAAAUCAGUUCUAGUGAUGAAAAUUUUAUUCAAUAUUGCCCACUGUUUGGGCGGAUUGUUAGGCAGUAGUUGGUAUUUGCUUUUGAAAAACUUCCUGGUGAUUGACAAGCUGUUAACACAACGACUACCAUUUACCUCUGCUUCUGAAACUGAGCAAGAAGAUUUGAAUAUUUUAUUUGCAGCAUUGCAAAACUUAUUUAUGAGCACCUCUCAUUUAAGCGAUGAUUCCUUAUUGGUAAUGCUGAAAGCUCUUUGUAGAUUAUCUAAAGACACUGUCAACAACCAACUGUUGGGAGACAACAGUAGGCUAUUUGCUGCACAGAAAAUUGUAGAAACAGUUCAAGUUAACAUCAACAGAGUGGACAAAACAUGGCAAGUAUUUUCUCCUCAUAUAUUAUGGCUUAUAGAGAAUGAGGACGAACAAAUUCGUAAAUUUGCUGUGUCGAGUGUCUCUGAAGUUAUAAUAUCCAUGUACCGACCAGAGUAUAAUAAGUUCAGCUCAAGGUUUGGAAACAAAGAUGGAGAAUUAGAGAAUCCAAACAUUGUUUCUUCAGACCUUGAAAGAGUUGCGUUUACAAUAUUUAUGGACAUUUUCCAGUCAUCAUCAGAUUUUAUGGAUACACGAGAAUAUCUUUUAAACACCCUGAACACAAUUUUACAAAAAUGUGGAUACAAAUUUUCUACUGCCUGGACGGUUCUGCUGCCUUUAUUGAAAGAGUGCGCAGCAAUGCCCACCUCUAAAAAGAAGUCAGCUCCAAACUCGAACAUCAACAGAGCUAAACUUAUUCCAUUCGGUUUUAAAUGCGUCCAAACCAUUGGAACCAAAGAGCUGUUGCCGACUUUAGGAUUUGAAUGCCUUACUGAAUUCUUUACUGUUGUCAGUGCAUAUGUGAAGCAGAGAGAUGCAUCAGACUUGAAUCUCAGUUUCGUAGCAAUUAAUUUAUUUAUGAACAGUGCAGAGUUUUUAACAGAAAGAUAUCCAAAGGUUAAAAACGAAGACACUUAUCAAGACGACAAGGAGGCUGGUGAAAAUGAAGGAGACAUGAGUCGGGUUGAUGAGUUGUGGUUGACUCUGUAUGAACAGUUGCGUGAUUCAACUAUUGAUAGUCGGCCAGAUGUUAGGCAUUCAGCUCUUAAAACCCUUACAUUCGUGAUCGUUUCUCAUGGAAAUCAACUCACGAAAAAGACAUGGGAGAAAUGCAUCUCAGAUAUCAUUCUCAAAAUUUUAGAUCUUACCCAUGAGGCUGCAACGUCUGCAGAGACAAAUUUGGAGGACCCCGAGUUACCCACAGCAGGGAAAGAUAACACAUCGAGCCCUCUAGAUUUGGGAAUCGAAGAUCCAAAAAAGAAGAAAAAACAAAUUGUGGUACACCACAGCAGAAAUACAGCAGCAAAACAAUGGAGCGAAACACGAGCUUUAGUUAUCGAUUUUUUAUCACGCGUUGUUUCUGAGCAUGGAAACAAUAUUUUAAGCGAGAUUCCUCUUUUUGUCAAUAAGGCAUGCAACGAAAUUACGUUAUUUAUUCACAAGUCAGUUCUGUCCAAAACCUCAGAAAUUGCAAUGACAGCCGUUAAAAACCUGUAUGAUAUGAUAAGCUCAACAAGAGGAGAAAUUAAGAAAUCUCUUUGGAAAGGCGCUUGGGAAGUAUGGCACACACUUGCUGAUUUUUCUAAGUUUGUAACUUCAACAGAGAAGAAGGAAUCAUUUGUUAACGUUGACACUAUUACGUCUCUCCUUGAGGGAAUUGGAAAACUGUACGAGCAAGAAUGUCAACUAAAAAAACAAACGAUCGAUGAUGACAAUUUGGACAAUGUUAUUUUCACCCAAGAAGAUAUUGAGAAGGUUAUUGAUUAUUUAAUUGAUCCAUUCCUUACUUGCCAAGCAGCUGUGAACGUUCUUAUAUUUCCAUCUCAUGUUCAAAGAGCAUGUAUGGAAUUAGUUCACAAAAUCGCUGACUUUUCAGAUCAAACUAGAGAACAUAUUUUCAAGAUACUUCGUAAUCAUCUUCCAUCGAAGGAAUCUAUACGCAAAGGCCAAAUUGAGACUCCUGUUAAGUUUGCAGUUUUACUCCAGAAGGUAAUUAUUGAAGUCUGUUGUUUGGACGCUCCAGUUGCGGUCAAGCGUGUGACGUUCCAUUCGAGCAUUCAACUGUUAGGAGACAUGAUGCAAACCAAGUUUGUUAAACAGCUUAACAAUCAAAAGAGCUAUUACUUGUGGAAGUCAUCGGUUAAAUAUUUUGAAAAAGUAAUCAAAUCAUGUAUGGAUGAAACAGAAGGCAGUUUUUCUAUUGAUAUCGACGAAGACACCUGGAAUGAUGUUUGCCAAGCCAUUGAGUCAUUCCUUUUCCAUGAAAAGUACUUGAAAUCAAAUGAUGACGAUGAUGAUGAUGAUGAUGACGACGAGUAUGAUAGUGAUGAAGAUCAGGAAGAACAUGUUGAUGAGAGUAUUUUACUCACUAACUUGAUUUCCAACUUUAUUCUGGUGAAUAUAGAUAGCAACGCCUCUAGCUCUGUAAAACGAAGAUUUUUGAUGAUACUGGAAAAGGCAACACAUUUAACUCCAAAACCGGUAGCCAAACAUUCCCUAAAAACAUUAUUCUCGUUUGUUUCUAAAGCUACUGAAAGAUUGGAGCAAGUUCAUUCGAAAGAAGACGAACUUGGAAAGAAGGAAAAACUUGAGGUGGAUUUAGGAAAAAUAGUGUUACCAAUUUUGUUCAAGAGAUGUAAAUCUAUUCUGACGCAAUUUAUCCAAGAUGACAAGAGGAGUGGAAAUUGUCCUCUUCCUAAACCAAGGAGACAAGAGGUUUAUAAUACUCUUAUCGAAUUGAAAGCCAUACGAGUGAAUCCACUUCUCUAUUGUGAGCUUAACAAGCUCUCUGAUUCUACUCAUCAAACUCCAGCUCUUAACGGAUAUCAAGGUCUUGUUGUAAGGUUAUUCCCGGUUUUAUGUGAAUUCAUUUCAUACCACGGAAACAGUGAGGCCAUAUCAACCGUUUUGUUAGAAAUGUUCAAGAUUGUUAGCAAAGAGUUGGGAAUUAAUGAGGCCCAUGUCCUUGCGGAUGAAUAA
This is a messenger RNA of Naegleria lovaniensis, 4899 nucleotides long. RefSeq lists its product as uncharacterized. The record is from RefSeq and is a predicted model, not a curated record. The coding region runs from base 1 to 4899 and encodes 1632 amino acids. NCBI's taxonomy places the organism in Eukaryota, Heterolobosea, Eutetramitea, Acrasida, Naegleriidae. The transcript is spliced from 4 exons.